AUGCCCAACCAGGAGCACUUCUGGCCCAAUCUCAAGGCUUUCGCCGAGAACAACAGGGUCGCUAAUCUGGAGACCCUCGGCCUAGAGUGUGUCGUCUGCAGAGAUUCGUUCCACUACCGAGGCCUAAGCGAUGAUGAAACUCAGCCUCCCAGUCGUCCUCGCGUCCUCCCAUGCGGUCACAUUCUGUGUGCUAGAUGUAUACUCGCAUACUACGACACAGGUGACACCCGAUGCCCUAUCUGCCGCACAGAACUAGUCCACGACUGCGGCCACGCUCACACCGGCAUGCCCCUGCCCUUGACCCCCGGGAAUAUGGACAAGCUGCCUCCCAUCCUGUCGCAAGGUGGCGGUAUGCCACGAGGAUGCGGCCCCUGUGGCAUCCUGGGUUUGCAGAGACUCUUUGAGCGGGAACUGAACAAUAGCCCCUAUAUUCCAGAGGAGCUCAAGGGCGAGUACCUGGGUAUUGGGAUCAUGCUUUACAGCAGUGAUGAAUAUUGCUCGCGGGAGGUGACUGGACCGGUUCUCGAAAUCGAAGCUCCUACCUCCAUCAAGCACAUGAUCAGCGAGAUUGUCGCCUACGCGGUCCGAUCGCAGCGACGGAACCAGGUUUGGUUGGAAGCGGACUUUAGCUCGAUGAAGAUUCGGGCGCUUCACUUCAAGCCCGAUAUUCUGUCACGGGUUGAAGAGUCCCCUGUAGAGCAAGAGACUGCCCCCAACAAUGAAAACUGA
Fusarium fujikuroi IMI 58289 is the source of this 729-nucleotide messenger RNA. RefSeq lists its product as uncharacterized. Lineage: Eukaryota; Fungi; Ascomycota; Sordariomycetes; Hypocreales; Nectriaceae. The record is from RefSeq and is a predicted model, not a curated record. Bases 1 to 729 code for a protein of 242 amino acids. The transcript has a single exon.